AUGAACUUCCUCUCAAAGCAGCGACUGAUGUCGCCCAAAUUUAUGCGCAUCUCGAUCGGACUUGGGGUUACUUUUGCAGUCAUCAUCUUUCUCUCAGUCAUGGCGGCCGUCGUCCCUCAUCCGGCGCUCCCCAAAAUCACCCUCACAUACGCCAACCAGUCCAUCUACAACGAGUCCAAGGUCGCUCUCCUCAUUGAGAACCGACCGCAGCCCAUCAUCGUGCCUCUGAUGCUCAAGUUCAUGUAUCAGAUGCCUCCCGACUGGCGAUUCCGCUUCAUGGGCUCCCCCGAGUCGGUGGCCUUUGUCAACCAGUCUGCCGCCAUGCGCGAGCAUGUCAAGUCUGGCAAGGUCGACUUGACCUACAUCCCCGCCAACAUGAGCACUGCUGGUCAGGAGAUGAUCAGUCGUUUCUUGACGACGCUGUGGCUAUACGAUACUGUGCUGCAGCCUGCCGAGAUCCUCCUCGUAUUCCAGACCGACUCGAUGGUCUGCGCCAACAACAAGCGCUCCAUGGAUGACUUUAUUGGCUACGACUGGGUUGGUGCACCUUGGAGUGUCGGAGGACGUUAUGGAGGAAAUGGAGGACUCUCGAUCCGUCGCGUGAGCCGUAUCAUCGAUAUCCUGCGCAACCAGCGUCGCAUUGAGGGCAGCCAGCCUGAAGACGUCUGGCUGUCUGAACGUCUUGGACAUCACAAUGCCGGCAGCGUCGCCAACGGAUCUAUAUCAUCGACCUUCUCUGGAGAGAUGAACGGAGGCCCGGCCGAGAUUGUGCCUGAGCCUGAAUGCGACGCCGACCUCGAUGAUGAUCAGGAGGAGUGCGAGUGGGAGAACCUGCGAAACAAGCUGAGCGAGCAGGGUCGACCAGGCGACUGGGUCAAGGGCCUUGACGACUGGAGGAACGGAUUCUAUGAGCCGAUGGGCUAUCACAUUGGCGGUGCCGGCCAGCUUCACGGCGCUGUCUGGGGACGAAAGGAGAAGCGAGAUCACAUCUACUCGUAUUGCCCCGAGGCAAAGAUGGUGUUGAAGAUGGACUGGGCAGAGUAUAUACCAGGCAACUGCGGAGAGUCCUGGUAA
Molecule: messenger RNA, 1074 nt
Organism: Fusarium keratoplasticum
Lineage: Eukaryota; Fungi; Ascomycota; Sordariomycetes; Hypocreales; Nectriaceae
Product: DUF5672 domain-containing protein
Exons: 2
Coding region: 1-1074 (357 amino acids)
Source: RefSeq, a predicted model, not a curated record